AUGAUGGACGAGAUCGAGUCGUUCAAUUUGAUUCCAGUGUUCUAUCCCAACUUGAUCCUGCAGGCACUUUAUGAGGCUGUCAUCCAUGCUGGGAGACAAUGCGGCAGGAAUGCUGCUGGAAUCAAUGCAGACGGCCCUCUUACGUUUGCCCUACUAACCAUACUCUGGGAGAACUCUGCCGAUGACAAUGCAAUGAACACAUUUCUCAGCCGAUGGGUAGAAAGGGCCACUACCUUCAUCUACAAGUUGGGAAAAGCCCAUCCUUGGCUUUAUAUCAACUACGCCGGCAAAAAUUAA
Molecule: messenger RNA, 297 nt
Organism: Penicillium soppii
Lineage: Eukaryota; Fungi; Ascomycota; Eurotiomycetes; Eurotiales; Aspergillaceae
Product: FAD linked oxidase N-terminal
Exons: 2
Coding region: 1-297 (98 amino acids)
Source: RefSeq, a predicted model, not a curated record